This is a messenger RNA of Pieris brassicae (large cabbage white), 1275 nucleotides long. It is a transcript of the gene Daao1, whose product is annotated as D-aspartate oxidase. Lineage: Eukaryota; Metazoa; Arthropoda; Insecta; Lepidoptera; Pieridae. Bases 149 to 1162 code for a protein of 337 amino acids. Gene Ontology annotation, molecular function: D-amino-acid oxidase activity; FAD binding. The transcript is spliced from 2 exons. The record is from RefSeq and is a predicted model, not a curated record.
UAUUAUUGUUAUUGACGAAAUCUUUCACAUACCAUAGUCUGUGUCGUCACUGAAGUCAUCGUGCGUUUGUCGUAUAUUAUUGUUGUAUCGGUCGUGUGCACAGGGCGGGCAGACUCCACGGGUGUCUCGCUCAUCCAGAUUAAAGAAAAUGGACAAAAACGCACCAAAAAUUGCCAUCCUCGGCGCUGGAGUUGUCGGUUUGACCGUUUCCAAAAUAUUACAAGAUGAUCUUAGAAAUGCCGAUAUUACAAUUAUUUCGGACGAAUUUCGAGAGAAGACAGUCAGUGACAUUGCUGCAGGGAUCUUCCGACCAGGCCUUAGCUUUCGGGGCCCCACGCAAGAGAUCACGAAACGUUGGAUCGAUAAGUCUUGGUACUUCUGGCAGGACAUACUCAAAACACGGGAGGCUGAAGAAGCUGGUGUAAUAUCCGUGGGUAGCUAUAUAUUCUCCAAAGAAAACUAUCACGUUACAAGAAAUAGAUUGAUUGAGGACAUAGUUCCAAUUUACCGGGCAGUCGAUAAGGACGAGCUGAAGAUCGUAAGCGAAGGAUGGAGGUAUGGAUCCUAUUUCACAACUGUUAAAACUGGUUGCGAUCGCUACUUACCUUGGAUCCAGAAAUCAUUUGAGGCUAAAGGCGGUAAAAUCAUUACAAGGAAGGUAGAAAGCUUUUCAUCACUACCUAAGUAUGAUUUAGUAUUCAAUUGCACGGGAAUGGGAGCGAAAUAUUUAUGCAAUGAUUACGAUUUAGUUCCAAUUCGUGGGCAAGUCUUUAAGGUAAAAGCUCCAUGGUUGAAGACCGCUUUUUACGGCGAUUACGAUGCGUAUAUAAUUCCAGGACAGGAUGGUAUAGCAACCCUUGGAGGUGUGAGACAAUAUGAUAGCUAUAACACCCAAGUUUGUAAGCAUGAUGCUGCAGCUAUAAUGGAGAGAUGUGUUGAUUUAUUGCCAGUGUUAAAGGAUGUGGAGAUUGUAGGGCAAAGGGUGGGAUUGAGGCCUCAUAGAGUACCUGUGAGGGUGGAAUCAGAGAUGGUUAAUAGAUUGAAAGUAGUUCACUGCUAUGGUCAUGGGGGCUAUGGCGUUAUGUGCGCUCCGGGUACUGCAAUGGACGCCGUAGCUAUUGGGUUAGAUCAAUUGAGAUCUAGUGUCAGAUGUAAAAUUUAAUUUUUGAAAUACCAUAUUAAAUAAAUAUAAUGUAAUAUUUCAUUUAUAUAGUUUUAACAAUAAGUUUUAUAAGUUUAAUUAUAUUGAUUAAUAAAUAUGCAUUUAAAUUGCAA